Gopherus flavomarginatus (Mexican gopher tortoise) is the source of this 1827-nucleotide messenger RNA. RefSeq names its product transmembrane 4 L six family member 19 (gene TM4SF19). The transcript has 6 exons. Lineage: Eukaryota; Metazoa; Chordata; Testudines; Testudinidae. Gene Ontology annotation, cellular component: membrane. The record is from RefSeq and is a predicted model, not a curated record. The coding region runs from base 308 to 922 and encodes 204 amino acids.
CAGUCAUGUGGAAGAAAUGAGGCAUAUGACUGGUGUGUGGGUGACAGAUGAAUAGAACUUCAGACCAUCUAUGGGAAAAACUGGAGAUAGCCUGAUAGUCAAAACAUGUAUAAAUAUCCAAUAUCCAUGACUCUUCAGGGAUCUUCGCCUUUCCUGGGGAUGAUAACAAGCCUCAUUAGAUCCUCUCCAGUAACCUAGAUACUGUCCAUUGGGGGAGACAGAUGAGACUGCCCUUGUACUGGGAGACAACUCAUUGCUUUUGCAUCACAUCACUUCAUUUCUCUCAGGACUCACUGGCUUGACGACAAUGUGCGUAGGGAAGUGCAGUCGGAUUCUGGGCCCAUGCCUCAUUGCCUUGGGUGUGCUUUCCAUUGCUGCCAAUGUGCUCCUCCUCUUCCCCAGCUGGACGUGGAGCUAUGUGAAGGAGGGCCGCAUCACCAAACAGGCUAUGCAAGUGCCAGGAGUCUGGGGAGGAGGCAUAAUUGUUCUUCUGGCUGCAACUCAGAUCACAGCUGUUGGGUGGCGCUGUGGCCGUUCCUCCGACUGUGGAACUUGCCGGAAUAUGUUCCUUUCCAUUGUAUUGUCGGGGCUGGCGUUGCUGGGAUCUACUGCUUGCUUUAUCCUUUCGGGUGUGGGCUUAACAAAUGGACCCCUCUGUCUAUACAAUCAGACUGAAGUCCUGCAGUGGGAUUACCCUUUCGUAAACAUGGAAAACCAGGCCUUCCACACCAGGGCUCAGAAUUAUUUGUAUGACCCAUCACUCUGGAAUUCAGUCUGCAUCGAGCCCCCAAACGUUGUAGCCUGGAACAUCUACUUCUUCUCCGUUCUGCUGGUCAUCAGUGUGGUCGAAAUGGUCCUGGCUUCUCUUCAGGUCAUCAAUGGCUUCUUUGGAUGCCUCUGUGGCUUAUGUGAAGGCAAAUAGGUUCAGUUCACAUCAGAUUCCUGAGUUGCCUGGAUUUUGCUGUGCUGAGUAGAGGUGGCAUUUACAAAGGAGUAUCAUCCCAGAGCUUUGAGCUUUCUGCAUCAGCUACACCUGUGCUAAUAUUAAACCGAUCAUGGUCUCCUGGGUAGCCAUAUUAGCUCAUCACUACAAGGACAUUUAAUACACACUAGAAUCACUGCCACCAUUUUAUUCCUGAGUGGCAGCUAGAGCUGGAUAUCAGACUUACGCUUUUGUGUUAUGGAGCUACAAUGUAGGUUCUGUAUGAACACAUUGAACUGAAUUGAUGGGGCCAUUAUAAGAAUACCCUCUGAUUUCUACAGGCACAAACCCAGGGGGAAGUGGAAAUAAUCCAUGCUAGCUGUUUACCUUUGUCUGGGAAAGGUGUGAUGUUCCUUAGCACCAGAUUCAGGAAAUGCACAGACCCUUUGUCAAGGGAAGAACACUGUGCAAGCCUGGGGCACUAGACACCACAGAUUCUGCACAAGCAAGAGAUCGCUUUGAAGAACAAAUGAAUCCCGAGUCCUCUGAUCUGGAUUUUCCCACCCUGUGGUUUCGUCUGUGCUGAGGCAAUGCCUCUGGAUAGUAGCUUGAAACUGGCCUGUCGGAGGGCUGCUGAUUAACAGAGAGAUUUUGGAUGGACCAUGUGACCCUUAAGCUGACAUUUUUGCUAAGAAUAAAGAGAGGGAAGGGGGCAUCAGUUGGGACCAAUAACCUUUCAGAUCUUUAUUCAUCAUAACAAAGCAAAAUAGCCACAAGCCCCAUUUUUUCUGUUUGCACAACCCAUAUGACUGUAGCCCAUGUAGCGAUAUUUAUAGUGACAUUAGUCCAAAAUAUGGUUUAUUUUUUCACUGUCUUUUAAUUUAUUAAUCUAUCUAUAAAUCUGC